Molecule: messenger RNA, 444 nt
Organism: Bipolaris sorokiniana ND90Pr
Lineage: Eukaryota; Fungi; Ascomycota; Dothideomycetes; Pleosporales; Pleosporaceae
Exons: 1
Coding region: 1-444 (147 amino acids)
Source: RefSeq, a predicted model, not a curated record
AUGGCUAAAAAGCUCAUGACGACUGAAUUACAUGCAACCAUCCAUGGACUAUGCCUCAAACUUACGCCGCCAGCCACCGAGUGCAUCAGGCAACCAGACUUGCUACGCCAGAAGGAGCGGAGGCAGCGCCGUAGUAGGCAUCCUUGUUCAGGCCUCUUCGAGAAAGCCAAUGGUUUUCCGUGUCACCAUACGCUGCAAGAAGCGAUUACUGCAAGAUCCACACCGAGAUUGAGCAAUUGCUACGAUGAUCACUGGCGCUAUCAACGCGAGCAGGGACCUUCGGUGUUCUUAUCCCCCAGGCCGUACCAGUCUGUUCUGGAGCCCCUUAUAGCUCAAACAAGGGGUGCACCAAGGGGAAACGAAGCAUCCACUCGCCUAGACCUCUCAGCUUUUGAAAGACAUGUGUUAUCUUCUACCCUUCGCUAUCAGCCUUAUGUACCAUAA